Durio zibethinus is the source of this 1629-nucleotide messenger RNA. RefSeq names its product UV-B-induced protein At3g17800, chloroplastic. The record is from RefSeq and is a predicted model, not a curated record. NCBI's taxonomy places the organism in Eukaryota, Viridiplantae, Streptophyta, Magnoliopsida, Malvales, Malvaceae.
AAGUUUGGUGUUCAGUCCAAAAAAGCCAUCAAAACCCUAUCCAAAGGAGAUCUUUUUAAGCAAGGCUAACAGCCAUAAAACCAUAAACCUUACCUCCUCUUUUCUUCUCCUACAAAAAAAAAAGAUCUCCCAUAAUUUCAGCGGAUUCCAUCUGGGGUUCUCCUUCACAGUUAAUGGACCAUAGUCUCUCCCUCCACAAAGCCUCUUUUGUCUCGUCUUUUUUACCAUCCGCGGUAAAAAACUCCCAGGGGCCCUACGUCUUUACCCCUCGGAAUUUACCUUCCAACUUUACUUCUUCGCACCGGAGACGACUUACGACUGGCUUUUCUUCUACUGCUUUCAGUAAUCGGAAGGAACCAUCGGUCAAAGCCAGCGCCGGGGCUAGCCACUGCGACUUUAGCAGCUUGAACGCGCCUCUUGAGCCAAGGUCUGCUCCGGGGAAGUUAUUAAGCAGCGUUCUUCAGAACCAACGACAGUUCUUUCACUUCGCCGCCGCCGAUGAACUUAAACGGCUAGCCUGUGAUCGUGACGCCGCCGUCGCUCGUAUGUCUCUCAGCUUGAAUUCUGAUGAAGCUUGUCUUCACAGAAGGAUUGCUCAAGUGAAAGAGCACGACUGCCAAGCUGCUGUGGAAGAUGUUAUUUAUAUGUUAAUCUUCUACAAAUUCUCCGAAAUCAGAGUACCAUUGGUUCCAAGGCUCUCCAGGUGCAUUUACAAUGAUAGACUUGAGAUAUGGCCUUCAAAAGACUGGGAGCUAGAGUCCAUCCAUAGCAUUGAGGUUUUGGAGAUGGUUAAGGAACAUGUCAGUACUGUUAUUGGCUUGAGAGCAAACUCCAGUGUUACAGACAACUGGGCUACUACAAAGAUCCAACGGCUCCAACUAGGCCGAGUUUAUGCAGCCUCCAUCUUGUAUGGUUAUUUUCUCAAGUCUGCAUCCUCUAGACACAAACUGGAAAGAUGCCUAACUUUGGCUCAUGAAGAGCGUCUGAAUCAUAGGAACUCCCUUCAGUUUCCAGAUCUGUUACCUUGUGGAUUUAAGAGUCUCAUAUUUGGUCAUGUUAGUGACAUGCAAUCUGUUUCAUUGGGUAAAGGACCAGUUAGACAGGAAAAGAAUCUUGAAGAACUAAGGUGUUAUGUGAUGGGAUUUGACCCUGAGACGUUGCAGAGGUGUGCCAAGCUGAAAUCCAAAGAGGCUGUCAGUUUGAUCGAGAAGCACAGCUGUGCACUCUUCGGAGAUGAGCAGACAGGUAUGCUGGAGACUGAUGAGGUGAUUCUGACUUCUUUUUCAAGCCUUAAGAGGUUAGUUUUGGAAGCUGUUGCCUUUGGUUCUUUUCUUUGGGAGAUAGAAGAAUAUGUUGACACCGUAUAUAAGCUGAAGGACAACUGACUGGGGAGAAGGGGAAGUUAUAGCACUUGAGUAAAGUCUCUUUGUACAGAGGAGUUAUAUUUUCUACUUCGUUUCUUUGGUCUGCAAGCACUCGGCAAUUCGCAUUGUACAGUAUAAGUUGGUAUCAUUAAAUAAUGUACAGUAUAAAACUUUUCUACUGUCUCUAGUUGCAGUGGUUGAGCAAUCAUCGUUAUGUGUAACAUUUUGUAAUUAGUACAUCAAUGAGAUCAUUCUACUUGCUUUC